CAUUAAAAAAUGGUGGCUCACAACUGCAGAGUUCUUUGUUCAGAAAAGACACACGCUAUGCAGUUUACUGUUGCGUGUGUGUCGAAUACAUUCAUCGCGCAUUUCCUUCGUGUGUCAACUGUUUUUCUUGUUUUUCUCUGGGAGGUUGCAUGCCUAGAGGCGUGCCGCAGCCUCAAUCUCAAUAGACGCGGGAAAUUGUAUCAUUUGUGUUUGAAUCCCUGUUCAUGUGAGUCCGUAUGUAUAUGAUAAAUCCACAUAAGUUAUCUUGUUUUUGUCUCUCUGAUAAGCUUUCAUGCGUGACUUGUGAAGUGCAUUUCUUAGCCGACUUUAAUAAACACCCUCCGUCGGUGGUUUACCUAAACACUCCACAAAAUGUUUAUGAAUGCGGUUGGUUACCUAGCCAGUAAGGGUCGGCUUUUCCUCCCUGAUCGGAUUCGACAGCACCUGAACACGAGGGGGAAAUUUCCGGCCUCCCGAAAGUCUGCAGUCGUUGGCGGCGCCGGUGACCUCACUGUUGAUCACCGUGUCUGUGUGCUGAAAAAAACGAAUUCCAGCGUCCCUGCAUUCUCCUUGACAAGGCUGCGUAUGUCUGCUCUAAGCGACUGUCGAAGAAUUCAAUGUAUUUCUUCGUGUUCUUCACGAGACGGAAAUGCCUUGCCACGGGACGAGGCCGCUUUUCGUUGUUGGUCUCCGGCGGUGUCAAAGCACACCAGCUCUUCAUCAAUACGUAUGUUGGGUUCAGCCCGCUAUGUUGCUUCUUGUGUUUCAUCUUCGAUGGAUAAAGCGUCUUGUUUUGAGCUGGAUUUAUCUGUCUAUGGUUCUUUGCCGAAAGCACUGCCAAUGGGAAAUGUCAGCCCUACCGCAUGUAAUGCACCAGUCACCCCGUCGAAAACGCACACACGUGAGAACGUCAGUCUUCCUGCCUCCUCAGUCUGUCCUAGGGAACAAUUUCCUGUCAGAAUUGGGGGAGAGUCUUGGUGUUUGUCGCAGCGGCGAGUCUUCUCGUCGUAUGCAGACUUCGGUAAACAACUUCGGGGAAAUUGCGCAACCGAACCAAAGGAGGGGAAACGAGGAAGCUAUGGAGGCAACCCACCCAAUCCGUCAGGUGGCAGCGCUGGCCGCGACAACGCAUGUGGCGACAGACAAAUCAGCACGAGCGAAUCGAGCGACGUUCUUGUAUCCACGACUCCGACUAUUCCUGGAUAUUCCAUUACCGGAUAUAAAGGCCUUGUGCAAGGAUGCUCAGUAAGGUCGCGAGACGUUUUGCGAAUGACCAAAGUCGUCCUCAUGGUGCACCUGGGGGGCGAAAUGGACGACCUCACCACUCUGAUUUCCCGUGUAAAGAGAGAAGCGGUGAACCGCAUGUGCGAGGCAGCCUCCGCUCGAGGAGCCAACGGUGUGGUGGGUGUACGAAUAGUUAGCAGCGGGACCCACCAGAAAGUGGCUGUGGAAUUCUCUGCCUAUGGCACUGCUGUAACGGUGGCGAAGGACUAAAAAUCCAUACACUUGGGUCCGGCACAUUCGACUCCACUUUCUUUUUCCUUUUUGGUGUACAUUUCGUUCGAUCUUUCGGUAGGUUGUUGCAAACGGGCACUGCAUCAGGCAAAAAUGUCGACACAGACAAUUGUCAGCUUCAAGGGAUACCCAUACACGCGCAGCAACGCUGCUCACAGUCGUUUCCGCCGUCAUCGCUGCUACGAUGUACAAAGGAUGUUUUAUCGGGGUUAGCACGAGUCCAGACGGAUCCAUGUGAGGUAGGCACCUUUGCGAAUGACUGCAGCAAAUGCUAGUUGGCAGGACUGUAGAGGACGAAGCCUCUGACGCCUUCGCUGUUUGUUUCCUUCUUCAGUCUUUCAAACUUGUUCAACUAAGCUGGACCCAAUAACGCGGUAGGGUGGGCCACGUGGGUCAGCCCCGUCGAAUGACGGGAGUCGAUUGCAGGACCUACUGUAAAAGUCUCAAAGUAGUGGGGCGACGAUGUGCUCUUUCCGAUUGACAAAAGACUAUGAUUUAACACGAUAUCUACUUGACAGCUGCCGCAGGAGCGGCGGCUACAUGUUCAUCUCCAGCUUCUCAUCAAUAUUUUCACACGCAUUCCAUUAAGACAAGGAAUAUAUGAGCUGACAAACAUAAACGAAAAUCUCCCGGAGUAUAAAACAAAGCAUCUCAUUCAGAACUAAAUCCUUACGCCUGCCUCAAGACUGCAACGGCUGGGGACGCUAUUUUUGGAUGUGCUCGAUAUCUGUCUGCAUGGCAAUGUUAUUAAUCCACCAACGACCAGCUGGUUAAACGCGGAAAAAAGUGUCAAAAAGCUUUCCCGUAUGCAUAAUUUGCAGGUGAGUUCAGCCAGAUACCCAGUUUUGUAUGUUGGAAUAUUGCCCUCUACGGUAUCAGUAAAUAUUUAUUCCAACACUUGAAGGUCAACUCGUACAAUCACGACAGAUGAUCUUCGGCCGCGGCCGCCGAUGUCCUGUUCGAGGUUGGGCGACGCACCCCGCUGCAGUAGCAAGCUGUGAACACUUUUGCGGCAUCUCGGUUAGCCUCUUUCGACUUUCAGAAGUUCCUGGGGCACAGAAGCGUGUCCUUUCACCAUCUUCAGUUGUCACUUUUUUUUCUGAUACAAACCGCCUCUCCAUCAGCGGGAAGGCACAAGGCGCUCUGUCCGACGACCAG
Toxoplasma gondii ME49 is the source of this 2673-nucleotide messenger RNA. Its product is annotated as DUF74 family protein, putative. NCBI's taxonomy places the organism in Eukaryota, Apicomplexa, Conoidasida, Eucoccidiorida, Sarcocystidae. The record is from RefSeq and is a predicted model, not a curated record. The coding region runs from base 373 to 1494 and encodes 373 amino acids. The transcript is spliced from 2 exons.